AUGCUGGGCCGGCGGCGCGUCUUCGCCGUGGAGCCGCUCGGCGGCCGGGAUGGGGUUGGUGAGGACUUGGCACACGGUUGUGUAGUACCUGGAGUCAGCAGCACCUACCGACGGAUUCCGGACGCUGCUCAAGGUUGCUCGCUGGACUCCUGGAAGGGAGAUGGCCAGCUGAGAGGUCUCAGGAGGCAGGAGCCACUUCUCAAACUGGCCUCCCGGGACUCAGGAGUGGAGAUGGUGGUUGGGGACAGCCUCCUGGCCACCUCACCGGGCCUUUCUCAGGACUCUCUGGACUUUGAGCCCACAGGGAGCCCUGAGCCUCUGGCCCUUGCUUCCAAGGAGCCUCCUGCCCACCUAGGCCGGCUUCUGGCCAACCGUAAGCUGGAGCAGGUGCUGGAGCGGUCCCGCCAGCUCCCGUCUUCCCCUGCCAGCAUGUCACAACGCCACCUCUCCCUGAAGCCCCCCAGCGAGCCUGAAUGUGAAAUGCCCCUUUUUGGAGCCAGGGAACAGGAGGCCACUGAGGCAGAAACUGACCUGGAGGCAGGCCUGGAAGAAGCAGAGGUGGCGGGGGGCCUGGGGCCUGAAGCCUGGGCCUGUCUCCCAGGGCAGGGUCUCCGCUACCUGGAACACCUGUGCCUGGUGCUGGAGCAGAUGGCAAGGCUCCAGCAGCUCUACUUGCAGCUGCAGACCCAGAGGCCCCCACGGGGGAGUGAGCCACAGGGCCAGCAGGCCAGCGGGGGGCAGGAUCGUGAAGUGGAGGAAGAGAAGGAGGCGGGGAAGCCCACCCUGGCCCCCUCACUGCCGCCUUCUCGUGCCCCAGGCCGUGAGGUGCACGGAUUGCCCAGCCAGACGCAGGAGACAGGGGCAAAAUCAGCUACGCCCCUAAAGGUAGGGCUGCCCAGUGCCAACCCCCCUGUGCUGUUAGAGGCCGCCGCAGAGCCCGCUCACAUCUUUCCAUCCUCCCAGGGACACAAGCGGGAUCUCUCCCACUGGAACAAGGUCAAGGUCCUGCUCAACCGGAUCCGUUGGAGGAGCCCGAAACACCCUGAGUCCCCUGCCCCUCCUGAUGGCUCUGCCCCUAGGAUUGAGUCAAGGGGUGUCCCUGAAAGACCUCCAUGCCAGCCCCUCCGGAAGACCUUUGUGCCAUCAUUUGUGGUUAAGAAGCAACGAGCAAAAAACCUUUCUGUAUGCUGAGACCUCCUGGUGCAGGGACGUGACCCUGGGUGGGGGUGUGUGCAGUGAAGGCUUCUUCCUCGCCCUUUGCCUGUUGCUGCUUCUGGGCACUGCCAGGAAAAGCUGCUGAUGCUCACCCUUCUCUCUGAGGAGAGGGCUGGAUCUUUCUCCUCUGGGCAGCCUGGCAGAGGAGCCCGGGUUCCCUGAGAGGCCCCAAGGUGUGGCAGCCCCCGGGCUCCUUGCUGGUUGCCAGAAAUCCCUGGGCCUAGUCAAUGUGAACUAACUUAUUUAUCAGGAGUCCAUGGAAUGUGUUUGACAUGGUGAUCUCCUGGGGCCUAGCAUGUCUCAGAUGUGUAUUUGUGCAAGAUGAUACGUGUAUCUCUGUGAGUCUGUCACUGUUGUGAACUGGCUGGAUACAGCUGUCUCUUCGGAAUCAUGCCCUCAAAGGGUUGGUCUUCUGGGUGAGGUAACUGCGAAAGGAUGGAACCGAACUUCAUUCCUCAGUGGGCAGUUACUGAUUUGGAGUCCUGCUUUCCUUCUCAGACCUUCGUGGGUAGCCCCAGGACGGGUGGGGCGGGGGUACUAUCUUGGGUGCCUCUGCAUGGUGUCUUGCCUGUGAAACAGAGCCCCUGAAGACCAGACCUGGAAUGGAAGGGUCAGGGACAACAUGGAGAAGAGCAGAGUAAGCUUCAAGGUCUGUCUUCAGCUGCUUUGGUCCCUAAUAACCUUUACAUAUCAGAGCAGAAACCAGAAACAUACUUGCUUUUAGACCUUGACAAAAAUCCCUUAACUUUUCUGAGCCAUAGCUUCCUACUUAAUCUCCCAAAUGGUUUAAUGAUACCUGCCCUACCUACCUCACAGUCUUAUUAUGAAGAUAAAAUGAGAUUAAACUGUCUU
Callorhinus ursinus (northern fur seal) is the source of this 2067-nucleotide messenger RNA. RefSeq names its product chromosome unknown C8orf58 homolog (gene CUNH8orf58). The record is from RefSeq and is a predicted model, not a curated record. Lineage: Eukaryota; Metazoa; Chordata; Mammalia; Carnivora; Otariidae.